AAAAAUUGAAAAGUGAACAAUGCAAAAAAAAAAGUAAUAUUCAAAAGAUAAAAUGAAUUUGUCUAAAAAUGGCUUAGAAUCAGCGCAAAAGUUAAGCGAAUAUAUUUAAUAAUAAGGUUCAAAAAUAGAAAACUAAUCAGAACUAGGGGCAAUAGAACACAGAUCUUAUUUAUAAUUAAGUUCUUUUUAUUUGUUUUUUUUUUCUUUUUUUUUCUUUUUUUUUUUUUUUGGCUAAGCGUCUUAUUAGAAACAUUAUGAUCAAGGAUAGCCAAGCCUACCCUAGUUUUCCAAAGUGUUUUGCAAAAAACGAAAAGAAAAAAGCAGUUACAACAACAAAGAAAAAUCUUACUCAUGCAUGUGUAUGAUGUGUCUGUGACCGAACACGGAAAACUCAUUAAACUUUACGUGCUUUAAAAAACGAAAAUAUACAAAAAAAAGCACAAAUUUUGGUGUUAAAUCAAUAAUAAAAAAGAAAGAAAAUAAACAAGUAGAGAACUACAUAUAUAUUUAAUACCAAUCGUAUAGAAGCGAUUGAUUGCUCAGAACUACGAUAUCAGUAGCAUAGAAUAGAAUUGCACAGAGUAUAUGAGAACACAUAUGGUUAUAGUUGGAUUUAAUUUAUUAGCAAUACGGAAAUUUUAAAAGUUUGGAUGGGAAAAAACUCGAAAAAUAUGUAUAAGACCAUAAGGCACGGCGAGAACAGCCUACAGUACACGAUAUUACCACAAAAUGAUGAUUUUCGCUUGGAGGGAAAAAUUAAAUCAGUAUCUGGUGGGAAAAAGGCCAGAGCCAAGAAGCCGAAGCGUCGUUCAUUUUUCGCCUAUUUGGGAGUGAUAUUCGUGUGCACCGUUAUAGUGGGUGCUGUACUAAUACCGUUUCUGGUAUCAGCAGAAUGUCUACCCGAUCCAACGCAAUGGUUUUUAAAAACUAAGGCAGCAUUCACUAAACACUCGUCUACCUCCAAUAAUUCACAUGUUGGGAAAGGCCAGAGCAAUAACAACAAUCAUUUAAGUAAUUUCGCCUCGAUUAACAAGGGAAAUAUUAUUACCAGUAGUUCUAUAAAUGUGGGUAAAACUGUAAAAAUUAUUAAUCAGGAUGGGAUAGAGAAAAUUAUUUUGAAAGUUAAUAAAACCAUAUUACCGGACAACAACAAAAACUACAAUAAUAAUAACACAGCAACCGAUCUACAAAAUGAAACAAACAAUGGAACUAAUAACGAAAUUAAAGGAAAAAAGGAAUUACCAUCAUCAAUAACGAUAACACAUUUAGCGAAUAUCGAACAAGUGGUCAGCACCACAACAAAGACGGCAACCACCCAAGAGAUCAGUAGUAAAGAAAAUAGCAAAGACAUCAUCAAUGCAAAAGCACAGACAACAACUUCAGCUCAUGUCAUUCCUGGCAAUGCUGAAGGAUUCUCGGCUAUCAUUUCACCCGCAACUGCUACGGUAAAUUCAUAUCAGCUCAAAAAUAUUCUGUAUCCUACCACGGCAGGCGCACGCUCCAUACAGGUUCCGCUACUGAAGGGUACCGCGAGAAAACCGGGUAUACCGCCCGUUUUAGUGAAAAAUUAUUCAAAAUUAUUCCCCACUACUACCGAAAAAGCUAAUAUAAAUCCUGUCCAUUCUACGGAAGCGACUUUGAAAAUGAAUUUACCGGCAAAACGUAACAAAACUACAGCAGAUUGGAUACAAGAUCAUUGGCCUUAUAUAGAUCCAUCCACGUAUUUUCAAUGGAAUGGCUAUAAAGCAGAGGAUAGUGUUUUAUUGCCCGCUCUACUGGGCUUCGCUUUAAUUGGAGUCAUUUUAAUUAUAACUGUAUGUUUGGUUGCCCGCAACAAACGCACUAUCGUUAACAACGUUCGAAAGCGCAAUCGCAAUGAUGUCGAAGAACACGGCAACGAGGAUAAUGCUACACUUUUAACAAACAACAACCUAUCUGAUGAAGAUUAGAAUAAAAGUUUCCAUAAUAGAAACCAUUCAAAUCCCCAUCAUUGAAUGCAAUCCGUAAAACAAUUCACCCACAGAUAAAAUUUCGAAAAACUCUUAUUUUUAAGUCAAUAAAUUUUUAAAUUAAUGCUUUAAAAAAAAAUAAUAAAAGAAAAUAACAGAGACAAAAUGCAGAUUUUUUACGGUCCCAAGAGUGUAAACGGAAAAUUUUUCUCAACUUGUCAGUCCGCCUAUAUAAACUUAUACACCGAUAGCGGUUAUUUCAAAUAAUGCUAGUAUAUGCUGCUUUCGUAUAUAUAUGCAGAAAAAAAAUAAAUAAAAAAAAAAAACACCUCUUAAAACAAAUUGCGAAAAAAAGCUACCUAACCUUCGACCGUAAAUUUUCUAAUUUAGCGAUAAGAUCUUAUUUAAAGUUAAAGCAAGAAAAAACAAGAAAAAAACCAAGUUAUUUUAUGUAAACAAAGUUACAGACAUUUACAAAACUAAAAAAAAAAAAAAGCGCCUAUUUAUGAAAACCAAAUCGCUCAUUAAAAGCAGCUUUAAUUAGAAAGCACUAAUAAAGAGAAUGGAAAUGGAAAACUUUAAAUAAUAAUAUAAUUUGUAGAAUAUUUAUAUACUUUAAUGGUUUUUAAGUUUUUUUUUUAAAUGAAAAAAAAAAAAAAAAAUUAUUGCAAAAAGAAAGACUGUUUCUUACUAAAAGUAUUAUUAGUGAUUCAUGUGUAUACAUAUAUAUAUUUCAAAUUGGCGUUUUUAUUUUUUUUUUCGUGUAAUCGUGUAAUGUAAGAUUUAUACGCGUCCGUCCGUCUGCCCGAAACUUACCAUUUAUGCUCUUAGUUUUAUUUAAGUUCACUAAAACAAAAAAAAGUAAAUAAAUAUAUAUUACAAAAUAUAUCCGGCGAUGGUAAUUAAUAUGUCCAUACAAUACCGAUCGGCUUUUUAAUAAAAUUACAUUUCAUCGAAUCGUUCUUUUAUGCCCUUUUCAAGACCAUCAAAAGUUUGGAAAGUCGUAAAUCGGAAAUCGAAAAGGGGGAUUGAUCUGAUCAACCUAACUUGAAAUAUGUACGAAAAUCUUAUUGUCAAUAACGUAGACUAUAAAACCAUUGCAAAUACCCAUAGCUAUGGAAUUUGCUAGAAUGGCUUCAUAAGGCCAACAUAUCCGCAAUGAACUCUUGGAACUCUUUCCCAAAAUUUGCGCAAGAUUUGAAUAAAGCAGAAAACAGAUUUAUUAUUAUUAUUUUUUUUUUUUUUAAUUAAAGCAUAAUGUACAUAAGAUAGAGUUAUGUAUAGAAUAGCAUUUCGGGCAGAUUGCCUCCACGGCAUUGCUGACAACUCCAGAAUCAUUUCGCGUAAAUGCGGCUGAAUUUCGUUGACGCAACAUUGAAUCUGCUUCUUCAAAACACGGAUGGUUGCGGACUUGUUCUUGGCAUAGAUCUCUGACAAACCCCCCAAAAAGAAUUCCAUGAAUUAUGUAUACAUAUACAUAUAUCGAUUUGAGAUGAUCAUUAUUCGUUCUAUGGCGAAUGCUGUAUUUUAUUUAUUUCUUUUUUUAGAAAAAACUAUAGCUCAAUAUAAUAAUACAUGAAAUUUAGCUUUCUA
This is a messenger RNA of Glossina fuscipes, 3542 nucleotides long. RefSeq lists its product as uncharacterized. Lineage: Eukaryota; Metazoa; Arthropoda; Insecta; Diptera; Glossinidae. The coding region runs from base 672 to 1949 and encodes 425 amino acids. The transcript is spliced from 3 exons. The record is from RefSeq and is a predicted model, not a curated record.